Molecule: messenger RNA, 1890 nt
Organism: Micropterus dolomieu (smallmouth bass)
Lineage: Eukaryota; Metazoa; Chordata; Actinopteri; Centrarchiformes; Centrarchidae
Product: leucine-rich repeat transmembrane neuronal protein 4
Exons: 3
Coding region: 1-1890 (629 amino acids)
Molecular function (GO): protein binding
Source: RefSeq, a predicted model, not a curated record
AUGGGCUCUGCUCUGCGGCGUCGCUGGCUAGUGGUCCAACUCCUGAUGCAGGUGUGGCUGGCGGCAAAUCCAUCUUUGAGUGAGCGCCCAUGCCCCAAGAGCUGUCGCUGUGAUGGAAAAAUUGUCUACUGUGAGUCAAGCGCCUUUCGCGAUGUCCCCAAGAACCUCUCAGGAGGCUGUGAAGGCCUGUCCUUACGGUAUAACAGUCUUGCCAGUCUUCGUGCUGGACAGUUUGUAGGCCUCAACCACCUCAUCUGGCUCUACUUGGACCACAAUUACAUUGCCUCUGUAGAUGGAAUGGCCUUUCAGGGGGUCCGCAGGCUCAAAGAGCUGAUCCUGAGUUCCAACAAGAUCACAUCACUCCAUAACACCACAUUCCACCCCGUCCCUAAUUUGCGUAAUCUUGACUUGUCGUACAACAAACUGCAAGCCUUGCAACCUGGGCAGUUCCAGGGCCUACGGAAGCUUCUCAGCCUUCACAUACGCUCAAACUCACUUAAAAUCAUACCAAUGCGUCUGUUUCAAGAUUGCAGAAAUCUUGAAUUCCUGGAUCUCGGUUACAACCGCCUGCGCAGUAUCACUCGAAAUGCAUUUUCAGGCCUAGUCAAGCUCACGGAGCUUCACCUGGAGCAUAACCAGUUCUCAAAGAUCAAUUUCUCUCACUUUCCUCGCCUCUACAAUCUGCGGGCACUUUACCUGCAGUGGAAUCGCAUUCGCUCAAUGAGCCAGGGCCUGACCUGGACCUGGGCCUCCAUCCAAAAACUGGAUCUGUCUGGGAAUGAUCUGACAGAAGUAGAUGCUGUAGUUUACCAGUGCUUACCCAACUUGCAGACCCUCAAUCUGGACUCCAACAAGCUGACCAAUGUCUCCCAGGAGGUGGUUGAUGCCUGGAUAUCUUUGACUACAAUUAGCUUAGCUGGGAAUGUAUGGGACUGUGGCCCUGCCAUCUGCCCUCUGGUGACCUGGCUGAGAAAUUUCAGAGGGGCAAAGGAGACCACCAUGAUCUGCGCCUCACCCAAGAAAGCCCAGGGUGAGAAAGUGAUGGAUGCUGUCGAAGCUUUUGGUGUAUGUCAAUCAAACCUAGCAACAACGCUCACUGUGAGUAUUCCUCCAACACCAUCCAGUGUCCCUGUGAAGACUGAACAUCCCCCAGCUAUUCUGGCUUCACCUACUGGUUCUGGAAAGAGAGGAGAGGGAUCUAUCAGAGGCCCCACAUUGUCAGCUGUUACCCCCCCUGUGGCACUUCCCCCAGAGCAAGACUUGGAGCCCGUGUCCUUCCAUAAGAUUGUUGCUGGAAGUGUUGCCCUUUUUCUAUCUGUUGCUAUGAUCCUGUUGGUAAUCUACGUGUCUUGGAAGCGCUAUCCUAGCAGUGUCAAGCAGCUGCAGGAGCAUUCGGCGACAGCCCGCAAACGCCGCAAGAAAGCUAGAGAGACGGAACGCACGCUGAGCUCUCCGCUGCAGGAGUACUAUGUGGACUACAAGCCCACCAAUUCUGAGGCCAUGGAUGUGCUUGUCAAUGGGACCGGACCCUGCACCUAUACCAUCUCAGGCUCUCGAGAAUGCGAGGUCCCCCACCAACUGGGUGCACUGACCUUCUACCGCUAUGAACAGCCUAUUGUAGACUACUGCCAGGCCCAUCAACCCCUGCGGCUCAACAUGGGUUAUGAGGGACCCCCACAGGGCCUAGAGGGCCUAGAGGACCUGGGGCCAUGUGAUAGGGGCACUAUACAGACAGUAGCGCUGCCUGCCGUGCCUACUGCUGCCAGCAUAGGUGCCCCUGUGCCAGGGCCUCGCUCUCCUCCACCAUCUCUUAGACCACCAACUGAAGGUCCCAGCAGCAGUCCUUUUCCUUCCACUGAACGCACCGGCACACUCAAAUUUGGACGCUAG